Molecule: messenger RNA, 294 nt
Organism: Ambispora leptoticha
Lineage: Eukaryota; Fungi; Glomeromycota; Glomeromycetes; Archaeosporales; Ambisporaceae
Source: the annotation of a GenBank genome assembly
GCUUAUGUCGAAGUGCUAAAAGAAAUUUUAUCAACCGGUUUUAAGGCUAAUAAGUUUUUCAAAAAGACCGAAUUUACGUAUAUUCAAAAGAAACGGGCAGAGGAAGUCCUAUUCAACGCGUUAGAGGCCAUUGUAUCUGAGAAUGGCGAACAAGCCGUAACAGCUCAAAAACUGCUCGCCAAUUUUAGCGAGGUUGUCAACUCUGCAACUGCACUACGCUUUUGGAAUGGUCUCCGCAUUCGCGAAGAGAAAGUUAAUACUCAAACUGCACAAAUUAUAUUACAAGAAAAAGAA